This is a messenger RNA of Dentiscutata heterogama, 240 nucleotides long. Lineage: Eukaryota; Fungi; Glomeromycota; Glomeromycetes; Diversisporales; Gigasporaceae. The record is from the annotation of a GenBank genome assembly.
AUGGAUCCCAAUAUUUUAAACCUAAAUCCUACAGAAUUAAUAGCAGCAAGUUGGCAAAAUUCUUUUAAAAUUUCUCAAACUAAGAGAAAAGAUAAUGUUCAAACGGUUAAAGAAUGGGAAGAGAAAUUAACAAGCAUGUAUCAGCAAUUGAUGCACGAAGAAAAUAGAGUAGCCAACAUAUUUUACGAUCAUUUAAGUAAAUUCGUUGAAAAAAAAUUCUUUCAAUCAAAAGAAAAAUAG